AACGCUGCAUUUUAUGCCUCGGUCUUAAAAGGAAUGGCAAGCGGUCUUAAAAGCAUGGAUAACAAAUUGAUUGUUAUUCCUGGUACUUUCCAGGCCGAGGAUAAAGACCACGAAAAUACUUACAUUGGUACCCGGGUUCUUCCGGAAGUAGCGGACAACAUUGAUGUUAUUAACUGUCAUACUUACAGUUUUAUCAACGAUGACGCAGGUAUACGAAAAGGAACGUAUCCAGAAAAUAAACUGUCCACAUUUAAUAACAUCCGACCAAUAACAAGAUGGCGGGACACAAACACACCGAAGAAACCCGUAUGGGUUACAGAAUGGGGAUGGGAUUCUGAUGGUGUGGGAGAACAGUGUAGAGGAACAGAAUGUGUAAGUGAGCGUGCACAAGCUGUGUACGCUGUACGAGGUCUUUUAUUGCUGGCAAGGUCAACUAUUGAAAGAGCCACGUGGUACUUCUACGCCAACACCGACUGUGAUACUUUAUUCUGCCGCAGUGGACUCACUUCGUCUAACAAGAAUAAUUUUCAGAAGAAAGCAGUAUUUUACACAUUUCAAAAAUUCUUACAGUACGUUGGUAACACUUACUUUCUUGGUAUUAUCCAAGAAAAUGACAACGGUUUUGUUUAUGCUUUAAGUGACAAGCCACAUGCAUGUUUGGAAAAUGCAAGCGUCUCUGACUUGCUCAAACAUGCAUCUCACGUAAUUGGUUGGCUUCCAGUUGAUAUUAGCAAUCAAAAUUCAAGACAGACCACAUUACAACUUCCGGCGGAAACACAAGUAUCAUUUGCAUGGAGAAUCACCGGAAGUUUAAAUGAUCGAUUAUCCAAGACGACAGAUUAUCAGCAAAGCGGCAAUUUACUGGAAAUGACUUUAAAAACUGAGCCUUUGGUUUUGAAAUUUAACCACAAAACUAUCACAAGUAUUGUAGGGUGAAAGAAACUAUUGUGCUCAUCUAUUUUUCCAUUUAUUUUGCUGGUCAAAUUAUUAAAUAUAUGAACUUA
Messenger RNA from Ruditapes philippinarum (Manila clam), 1004 nucleotides. RefSeq lists its product as uncharacterized. NCBI's taxonomy places the organism in Eukaryota, Metazoa, Mollusca, Bivalvia, Venerida, Veneridae. Bases 34 to 936 code for a protein of 300 amino acids. The record is from RefSeq and is a predicted model, not a curated record. The transcript has a single exon.